Molecule: messenger RNA, 4427 nt
Organism: Zophobas morio
Lineage: Eukaryota; Metazoa; Arthropoda; Insecta; Coleoptera; Tenebrionidae
Exons: 3
Coding region: 310-3762 (1150 amino acids)
Source: RefSeq, a predicted model, not a curated record
GGAACCUGUGUGCAUCUCGCAUCGAGUCAAACGUGGCCAAUAUAAUAAUUAUUAUUAGUCUAGUCUGGUCAUGCUGUGCGGCAUGUCAGCGCAACCAACAACUCUAUAAGUAUGGUGUAAUGUGCUGUAAUGUUGAUUUGUUAAUACUAUCAUGGUGGCAAUUCUUGGCCAGUGGAUUAUAAAUAAUACAGAUAUACAUGCUUUGUUAUUAAAUAUAAAUAUUUUUAUAUUUGAUUUCGUGUAAACAGUUUUGCGAUAGUGAUCUAUCUCCUCACCCAAAAUUGUGCAACAAUUUAUAUGUAGGUAACAAUGGACGACGUGGUGCAUAAAUUUAUAACAGAAUUUCAUAACUUACCGGGAACCACUGUGAAAGAAAAACAGAAAAAUUUGUUCAGUCUAUUAAGGCAGCAGUCGUACAGCUCGCAAGAACUAGACGACAUUGUAGCAAAUUUGGAGCCAACAACUCACCUGGAAAAAAUAUUCUACGUGGAUGUCUUAAUUUAUUUUCAAAAAACCAAUGAACUUUACAAGCAGUACUUAAAUGGAGAUGACAUCACAAUAAGUAAAGUUUCAAAGCAUGGUUGGUUCUAUCAAAAAGCGUUCCAAAAAAUUAUCCCCGAGGACUUUGUCAAGACAUUUUUACCAACACUGUCAUAUUCUCUGAAAGCAAAACUUCUAAAAAAAUUGCCACUUGAUGAGAAAAUUGCAGAUGAAGUAUUCACUGCGGUACAAAAGAAGUAUGGAACGUUCCUUGCAGCGAUUAUUCUUCAAAAAUGUACAACAGAGAAAAUUCAUGAAACACUAAUUAAUAAUGCAGUCAAGUUAACUUAUAAACAACUGCAGGCAAUUCACAAAAAGAAUCCAAACUUAAUUUAUGUUUAUAUUGAAGAAAGGACUAAGAAUGAAGGAGGUUCAAAGUUUCUUCAUCAGCAUUCUUUUUUGACGUACAUAGCACAGAAGGAUCCGGAAAUGUUCGCCAAUUUAUUAAAUAAAUACAAGUUUGAAGGUAUGCUUGGUCGGCGAACUACCAAAAGAUAUACAAAGUUACAAGAAAAUCAUAUACUCGGCAAGCUUGAAACUUAUUUUAAAAUUCUAAAUACAAGUAUGUUUGUAAGGAAAUUCGGUGCAGAACUUCAACAUAUUUUCUUCAAGAAAAACGAAGAAACAGAUGAACUAUUGUGGGUUGACUUACUUAAACAUUAUCCAAGAAAUCGACAAUUCAGUAUUUACAAAACAAUGCAUAAUUUGACUUACAAUCAAAAAUUUGGGGAAAAUGUUGAUGCUAUUCCAGAAGAUAUAUUGAAAAUUAUCCCAGAUCAAACAGAAAGAGAGAGAAUUGCUCAGCUAAAAUUAGCAAAGGAAGAAAAUCAAAAUUACCUGAAGUAUGUUACGCCAGAGAAUUGUUUGCAAGAAUUUAUGGAAAAAGUAAACCACAUGGCCAUAUCAGAAAGAGCAAAAUAUAUUGCAAUCGUGACAGAAUGUUGUAUUCUAAAUAAAGACCUUGAUAAUUUAUUAAAGGUUUUAGAGCUACUUUGUGACAGGUUUAAAAAUGACGACAAAAAAAUUCGUGAUUCAUUUUUUUAUUUAAUUGAUGGAAACAAAAUUUUGGAUACAUUCACUGAACAACAUUGGGAUAUGCUAUUGGAGAUCAUUUCAAUUUCUAACGCUAGGGGUGAGUGGGUUUAUGACGAAUGUAGAUUAAGAAUGCAACACUUAAAAUUCAUGUUAAUGGAAAAGAAGGGUUGUGUUAGAAAUACUAUUCUGAAGUGUAUAAAAUGGACAGACCCAGAAUUGAUACAUUAUGAUAACCAUAUAAAUGAAAACCCUACAGUGUAUAAGAUUAUUUUGAAAGAAUUAGUUGAAAUAGGUCUUCCAAAAUCAAAUACCACUAUUGACAAUAAUUCUGCUCGAUAUGACUGCUUCUUGGCACACAUGUGUAAAACUUUCAAUAAACGUUAUCCUAAAAUGAAUGUAAGCAUUUAUGGACAUCCAAGAAUUUUAAAAUCAGUCAAAUACUUGUUAGAUAAUGGACUUUCAGGUUAUGAUAAUGAGGACCGCGUUUCUGGAGUAGAAUACAUGAUUUGUUGUCCCAAUUUGCCAAAGGAAUAUAUGGAACUAAAACAAUUAUAUUUUAAAAAAUUUAAGCACUUUGGUCGCUUAUCUGGUGUACUCUGGUUUUUGAAAAAUGAACCGAACGUAUUGAAGGACAAUCUUAACUACUUCCUGGACCAGUUUAAUGCAGCGUGGUAUGUAACAGCUGAACCGAUUUGGCGUUACAUGAAAAAAUAUGCCUAUUUGGAUAUGGAUAAAACAGCGGUUGAAUUUUUAAAAUCAAAACUUGGAGGUGAAGGUUGUCAACAUAAAGCUAAACUGAUUAAAGCUCUAUUGAUAUUGUUAACUCCAGAUUCAUAUUUGGAAUACAUGAAAACCUAUCUACCACCUCCCACCAAAAUAAACUUAACUGAUGAGAAUACAAGAAAUUUAUACGCUAUUCAGACUCAACUGAUAAAAUUUAUGCAUCACAUCCAUUCUCCUGCAAAAGCAUUGCCCGUUGUCUUGGAACUUUGUGAAGGCCACUAUCUACGAUACGCUUUAAGUCCUUUGUAUAGUUGCUUCUAUAAUUUACCUGAGAAUGAAACAAAACCUUUUAUCGAGAAGCUGAAACAAAAUAAAGCAGUUUCAGUUAACAAACACAGCAUAAAUUUGAUUAGUCUUCUAUGUGAUGUGGAUACUGUUUACAACUGUUUGAAAGAAGCGAAUAUGGCUUCGUUGAUGGCGGCUUUUAAAUACUUCGUCAAAAAUCCCUCUGACGUGGUGUGGCAAUUAGUCGAAACUAAAAUCCGUAACAUUGAGAAGAAAAAUCUACAAGUUUUAAAGUCGGCCAUAGAUAUGGAUGUACCGUCAAAAUACAAAAGUAAGUACGUCGAAACCAUUUGGGAAAUGCUCAGUAAAUAUGAAGACAAGGAAAUAAAAAAGAGUUUAAUUACAAAAAUCGACAAGGGAUGUAUACAAAAUUUGAACCCAGAAUUUGCGUUUCAUGUUAUUCACGCUAGUAUUUUUACAUCAGAAGAAGCUAAUGAUUUUGUUGCCAAUAUCCUUAUUAAUUUGAACAACAAUGACAAAUUCGGCCUAUUUGCAAGUAUACUAGAGAAAUUUAAAAACAAUUGUUGGAAUGGUGCAGAAGCGCGAACUGCACGUAAGAUCCUAAAUAAUUUCAUAUUUUGUCUCUUCGAAAAAUACGUAGAAACUGAAGAAGUUGACAAGAAAUUUACAGAGGAGUUAUCAGCUAUAUUCAAAUUAGUUUUUUCCAUGUCAGAAGCAUUUGAAGAAUCAAUCCUCAUUUCGUGCUUGGGUUUCAAAGGUGACACGGUGGAAAAUAACGGUAAACUUUUAAUGCACUUGAACCACUGCGCGGAAAAGGAAUAUGGUCCAUUUGCAAUUUAUCUGGUUGCUGACAUAAUUAAAAACAAAGUAUUCGCACAUAUAUGCACAACGAGUAUUGAACAGAUCAAAUUUUGUUAUUCUUUGUUCAAACUGCGAGAAUCUGUUAGUGAUAAUUUGUUACUUCUGAUGUUGUUACCUGAAGACCAACCAGAAGAUACAGAACACUUUUCUUUGUAUAAUGAAAUUUUAACCGAUAUACGACUAGUCACUGAUAAUGUAGUGCAGUUGCAACUUAAUUUGCAUUUAAAGUUAGUUUCUGAAGAAAAUAAUAAAUUUAACUGCGAUACUUGUUGUUGUUCAGUUCUAUGUGACGAGUGAUGCCUUUAAUACAGUUAUGCACAUGACAUUAUAUUUUUAAAUAUGUAUAUCUUUUUUAGCAAUAAAGUCAUUUUAGAGAAGAUUUAUUUUUAUAACGUACUGUUCCAUGUGACUAUUCUGCGUCUGCAUCUUAGAUAAUACAUUAUUAUAUGAUCUAAGGUCUGCACCUGCAUCUGCUCCCGCAUUUCAGUGUCUUUGAUCAAAAAUCCAUUUUUUUGCUCAAUAACUACGUCCACAACAACUUCAUCUUCGGAGUACGCUUUGUAACGAAGCGAAUUUUCGCAGGCCGGAAACCGGGAUGCGUACUGUGAGAGCCGGGGGAAAAUUCGGAAGCACCGCGCCAACGGGGCCGAAGAAGAGGAUCCUUGCUUGAAGUCUUCGGAAAAAAAGGAACAAAUCUAAACCGUCGUGUACCGCCACCGCGCUCCCCUCCAGGGUCACCGUAGCGUUCUCGCGCGAUUUCCAGUUUCAUGGUCGCCGCCCCCAAGUCCAGGAGGAGCCCGUCCUGAAGGAAGUUGCCGGAGGGAACGACCGUGCCGGACGUCUUCUUUUUUUUUGUAAAACCGUUUUGUAUUUAUUUAUUUUAAGUUUAGCCGUAAGAUUUAUUACUUUAGCCGUGUAGCUGGUGGCAGGGAAUAAACCCGAUUUAUUACCUAUGUAAAAUA